AUGGGAAUCGAUCUCAACGACGUCAAGCCUUCUACUCGGACCCUGACAGGAUUCAACGGCUCGUCAGAGGUAAUCGCAGGCACGAUCCGCCUCUCGGUUCAUGCAUGCGGAGUCACGCGAACGGUCAAGUUUUCUGUGGUCGGCUCCAAAGCUCCUUACCACGUUAUACUUGGCACCCCAUGGCUACAUUCGAUGCGAGCAAUCGCAUCAACGUACCAUCAGUGUGUUAAGUUCCCAGGAUCAGACGGAUCGAUCAAAACUCUGAAAGGCGACCAGCAGGCUGCGCGAGAUCUCCUAAUCGCCACGGUUAAAAUUCAGCGCUCCCAGUCACUCGUCAACUCAGUCUCUCCUCCCGCGAGCAAAGUUUGUCCACAAAAGGAAGAAGUUCUGGAAGUACCAGUUGACGACUCGGACCCGAGCAAAUCUGUCCGAGUAGGCGCAUUUCUACCCGACGAGAUGCAACAGAAGAUCCUCGAGUUCCUUAAGCAAAACCUGUCCUCAUUCGCCUGGACGAUGUCCGAUAUGAAAGGAAUCGAUCCAGCUAUCACAACUCACGAACUCAAUGUCGAUCCCAACUUCAAGCCCAUCCGACAGAAGAGAAGAAAGUUGGGACCGGAGCGAUCCAAAGCAGUCGCAGAAGAAGUCGAGCGUCUACUCGGCGCCGGCUCGAUCACCGAAGUUCGUUACCCGGAAUGCUACCCGUUGCCUAGCAUCGAUCGCCUAGUCGAAUCGACGGCCGGUAACGAGAUGUUGACGUUUAUGGAUGCCUUCUCGGGCUACAACCAGAUCCUAAUGCACCCGGACGACCGGGAGAAAACUGCUUUCAUCACUGAUCGGGGAACCUACUGUUAUAAGGUGAUGCCAUUCGGGUUGAAAAACGCUGGAGCAACCUACCAGCGGCUUGUCAACCGGAUGUUCGCCGACCAGCUUGGGAAGACAAUGGAAGUCUAUAUCGACGACAUGCUCGUCAAAUCCCUCCGAGCCGACGACCACUUAGCGCACUUAAAGGAAUGCUUCGCCAUCCUAAACAAGUACGGGAUGAAGUUGAAUCCCGCAAAGUGCACCUUUGGCGUCUCCUCGGGUGAAUUCCUUGGUUACAUUGUCACGCAACGAGGAAUAGAAGCUAACCCGAAACAGAUCUCAGCAGUCCUAAAUCUCCCCAGUCCGAGAAACUGCCGUGAGGUGCAGAGACUAACAGGACGCAUCGCCGCACUUAAUCGCUUUAUCUCCCGAUCUACCGACAAGUGUCUCCCCUUCUAUGAUCUCCUCCGAGGGAACAAGAAGUUCAUCUGGGACGACAAAUGCGAGGACGCAUUCGUUCAACUCAAGCAGUACUUGACGACUCCUCCCGUCUUGGCCAAACCGGACGUAGGAGACGUCCUCUCUCUCUAUAUCGCUGUCUCCUCAGCGGCUGUCAGUAGCGUCCUAAUCAAAGAGGACCGUGGCGAGCAACGUCCGAUUUUUUACACGAGCAGACGGAUGACCGGUCCGGAGACCAGAUACCCAACCCUCGAGAAACUGGCUCUGGCCGUCGUUGAUUCUGCGAGGAAAUUACGACCCUACUUCCAAUCACACUCUAUUGAAGUGUUGACCGACCAACCGCUCCGCACCGUCCUGCAAAAUCCCAACAGAGCCGGCCGGUUGACUAAGUGGGCAAUCGAACUGAGCGAGCUUGAUAUUACGUACAAAUGCCGAACAGCCGCCAAAUCUCAGGUCCUCGCCGACUUCCUUGUCGAGCUCACACCAGAUCUUGCACAAGACCUCGACGUCCCAAGCCCCAAUUGGAUUCUUCAUGUCGACGGAUCAUCAACGAGCAAAGGAUCCGGUGCGGGAGUCCAGCUUCAAUCGCCAACGGAGAACUCAUUCGCCAAGUACGAGUCGUUGAUCGCCGGUCUCCGUCUCGCCCGAGCCGUCAAAGCCAAACGCUUGAGUGCUUAUUGCGACUCGCAGCUCGUCGCUAGCCAGUUCAGCGGCGACUACGAUGCUCGCAAUGAUAGAAUGGAUGCGUAUCUCCGGGUGGUUCAAGAGCUUGCUAGGGAAUUCGAUUUCUUCGAACUCACCAAGGUUCCCCGAGGAGAGAACGUUUGCGCCGAUGCCUUAGCCGCACUCGGGAGCAAACUCCACGACCAGGUCAAAAGGACGAUACCCAUACAUCGAAUUGAUCGACCGAGCAUCGAUCCUCCUUCCGACGAAAGCCUUCCCAUCGCUCCAAUCUUCGCAACAACUCGACGAUCCACCACCGAUCAAGCUGACACUGAGAUGCCCGAUCAUGACGACACCCCACCAGUCGAUUGGCGAGCCGAGUUCCUAGAUUAUCUCAUACGUGAAGAACUGCCAAAAGAUAAGUGGGCAGCGAGACGCCUGAAGAGACGCAGCGCCCACUACGUCAUCAUGAACGACGAACUUCACCGAGUAACCGCGAACAAGGUCCUCUUAAAGUGCAUCCAGGGCGAUGAAGUGCGACGAGUAAUGGCUGAAACUCACGACGGAGCAGGAGGAAACCACUCGGGAGGCCGAGCUCUUGCCCUUAAAGUUCGAAGCUUGGGAUUCUUUUGGCCAUCUAUGAACACUGACUGCGAAGCAUACGCCCGUCGGUGCGACAAAUGCCAGCGUCACGCUCCGAGCAUCCACAGUCCCACCGAGCUGUUGCGGACAUCUGCCGCCCCUUAUCCGUUCAUGCGGUGGGGGAUGGACAUCAUCGGGCCAAUGCCGAACUCACGCCAACGUCGUUUCAUCCUGGUCCUCACCGAUUACUUCACUAAAUGGAUUGAAGCUGAAGCAUUCUCUCAGGUAACGGACAAGGAAGUCCGCACCUUCGUCUGGAAGAACAUCAUCUGCCGCCAUGGUUUACCAUACGAGAUCAUAACGGACAAUGGCUCUCAGUUCAUGUCCGGAAACUUCAAAGAGUUCUCAAUGGCCCCCGCCGAAGUUAACGUGACAAGUCUUCGGCGCGCCAAGAUGCCGCAGUUCGUCGAACUUAAUCAAGAUAUGCUCCUCGAUGCCCUUGAUGAACUCGAGGAGAAACGUGAUCAGGCGCUUCUUCGGAUCCAAAAUUACCAGAACCAGAUCGAGAGCUACUAUAAUAAGAAGGUAAAAGCGCGCCCUCUCGAGCUCGGUGACCUCGUCCUCCGAAAAGUUUUCGACAACACAAAGGAGCUCAACGCUGGAAAGCUAGGGACCAAUUGGGAGGGACCUUACAAGAUCACUCGAGUCGUUCGACCCGGCGUCUACCGACUCGAGACUUCCCGCGGAGAGGCAGUCCCACGAGCCUGGAACUCGAUGCAUCUUCGCCUCUUCUACCAAUAG
Molecule: messenger RNA, 3306 nt
Organism: Raphanus sativus (radish)
Lineage: Eukaryota; Viridiplantae; Streptophyta; Magnoliopsida; Brassicales; Brassicaceae
Exons: 4
Coding region: 1-3306 (1101 amino acids)
Biological process (GO): DNA integration
Molecular function (GO): nucleic acid binding; RNA-DNA hybrid ribonuclease activity
Source: RefSeq, a predicted model, not a curated record